CCCCGCCCCGCCCGUCGUAGUGCUGCCGGGGAACGUAACGCGCUCUUUCUGCCGACGCGCUCGUGGUGGUGGCAGCAGGUGAACUCUCAACAUGCAGAACGACGCCGGCGAGUUCGUGGACCUGUACGUGCCGCGGAAAUGCUCCGCCAGCAACCGCAUCAUCGGCGCCAAGGACCACGCGUCCAUCCAGAUGAACGUGGCCGAGGUUGACAAGGUGACAGGCAGGUUCAACGGCCAGUUUAAAACCUAUGCUAUCUGCGGGGCUAUCCGGAGGAUGGGUGAGUCAGAUGACUCCAUUCUCCGACUGGCCAAGGCCGAUGGCAUCGUCUCAAAGAACUUCUGACUGAAGAGCAUCACUGAUGUUUAAUUUGUCAUAAAUAAAUAGUGGAAACA
Molecule: messenger RNA, 393 nt
Organism: Pipistrellus kuhlii (Kuhl's pipistrelle)
Lineage: Eukaryota; Metazoa; Chordata; Mammalia; Chiroptera; Vespertilionidae
Gene: RPS21
Product: ribosomal protein S21
Exons: 6
Coding region: 92-343 (83 amino acids)
Biological process (GO): endonucleolytic cleavage in ITS1 to separate SSU-rRNA from 5.8S rRNA and LSU-rRNA from tricistronic rRNA transcript (SSU-rRNA, 5.8S rRNA, LSU-rRNA); translation; endonucleolytic cleavage to generate mature 3'-end of SSU-rRNA from (SSU-rRNA, 5.8S rRNA, LSU-rRNA)
Cellular component (GO): ribosome; cytosolic small ribosomal subunit
Molecular function (GO): structural constituent of ribosome
Source: RefSeq, a predicted model, not a curated record